Molecule: messenger RNA, 447 nt
Organism: Cylicostephanus goldi
Lineage: Eukaryota; Metazoa; Nematoda; Chromadorea; Rhabditida; Strongylidae
Source: the annotation of a GenBank genome assembly
AUGGGCUGUCGGUCGCCGCUUAUCGUAGCUAUGCUUGCAUCUUCUAUAGGAGCCUUAUUCAUGUAUUCAAAUGCAGGACCAGCGCUCUUCUGGAACGCAGUAAUCAUGACUAUAGUGGGUAUCACUAUUUCUGGACCAUACAAUCUCAUUGUUGGAACAAUAUCAAUAGACUUAGGAUCUCAACCUGCUCUACAAAAUAAUGCUCAAGCCAUGUCCACUGUCUCUGGAUUGUUGGACGGUACCGGAUCCGUUGGCAGCGCCGUCGGUCAGCUGGGCAUUCCAGUUUUACAAAAUGUUUUUGGAUGGCAGUCUGUGUUCUACCUCUUUAUGUUCUUGAAUCUUCUCGCGAUUGUCUGCAUCAUGCGACGCUGCCUUGCCGAUCUAAGGUUAAUGUUUGAGAAAUCUAAUGAGCUUACUCCUCUUCUCAUAGAAGAGAGCGAUGAGUAG